AUGGUCGUCUACUACGAGAUCGCCGGCAAGAAGAUCGGCUCCCACGUCCUCUCCAUGGCCACUUUGGGAACGAUUUUCACUGGUUCUUUCCUCGCCACCCGCGGUGGUGGUGCUCAGAAGAAGGAGCAGGGUCCCCCGAUCAACGCCAGCUCCAAGGAGGAGGGUGACUUCAUCACAGAGUUCCUCAAGACCGCGGACUCGGGUGACAAGAAAGCCCAGCACUAG
This is a messenger RNA of Aspergillus wentii DTO 134E9, 225 nucleotides long. RefSeq names its product ATP19 family protein. Lineage: Eukaryota; Fungi; Ascomycota; Eurotiomycetes; Eurotiales; Aspergillaceae. The transcript is spliced from 3 exons. The record is from RefSeq and is a predicted model, not a curated record. Gene Ontology annotation, biological process: proton motive force-driven ATP synthesis. Bases 1 to 225 code for a protein of 74 amino acids.